AUGUCCAUAGCUGAAUUGCUCUGCGGAACACCUGAAACCAACACAACGUCUUUAUUGGAAGAACAACUAACAGCUACUGAUGAAGAAGACAUUGCUGAGAGAAUCCUGGAGCCUGGUGUUGAGGCUGAAGAGCCCCAUACACUCAGAGACCAAGACAGACUGCAUUGGAAGGCAAGAAAAGUGGUUCAACUUGACCGCGCCGCCCUCCCCCAAGAGAGGUCUCCCCAAGUCUGUGCUCCUCCAGCGGGAAACCGGGGCCCAGCAAGGACCAGCAGCCACACGGGAAGGUGGGUCACCUGCAGAACCCCUGUUUCUGUUCCGACCUCCCCUCCACACCCCCGGGAUUGCAGAGGCAUCUGCAAGGCUCAGCCACUGGACACCUGA
Molecule: messenger RNA, 384 nt
Organism: Rangifer tarandus platyrhynchus (Svalbard reindeer)
Lineage: Eukaryota; Metazoa; Chordata; Mammalia; Artiodactyla; Cervidae
Source: the annotation of a GenBank genome assembly